Mytilus californianus (California mussel) is the source of this 3750-nucleotide messenger RNA. Its product is annotated as melatonin receptor type 1A-like. The record is from RefSeq and is a predicted model, not a curated record. Gene Ontology annotation, cellular component: membrane. Lineage: Eukaryota; Metazoa; Mollusca; Bivalvia; Mytilida; Mytilidae. Gene Ontology annotation, molecular function: G protein-coupled receptor activity. Gene Ontology annotation, biological process: G protein-coupled receptor signaling pathway. The transcript has 2 exons. Bases 608 to 1705 code for a protein of 365 amino acids.
UUAAAAUACGUAGUAAUUACAGCUUUUACUGACAAGGCGUUCAAUACCAUUUUAAGAUAGAAACAGUGAAGCACGCAAAUUUGAGAUAUGGAAUUAGUCUACUAGCUAAAGAAAAGGUCAAAGCUGAUGUAUAUAUAGUGAGACAGGAGAUAAGUGGCAGGAAUCUGGCGGUGCAGACGACGGAUUAAAGCACGUAAAGCAAGUUGAAUAUUACAUAACAGUAAUAACAACAGUGGACUUGGAGGACUUUGUAGUUUUUUCGUCUAGCAAGUAAUAUAAUUUGCUACUAAAUAAUUGACCAUUUAAUUUGACCGAAUGUGUCUGCAUUGUAAAGCGUUGAUAAAUAUAGUGAAUAACCGUUCAUAAAAAGACAGUUGGAACGCGGUUGAUAACGAUAGAUGAUUUAGAAUAGGGAAAAUAGAUUUUUUUGUAAUAAUUACUGCUAUAUUACAUUUUGUUACAAGCGAUAAUUGAAACACAAAGUUAAACAACGGGAUAUCGAAAGUUAAUAGGAUUAUAACCUGGAAUUAUUGGAACAUUUUAUUAAUAUUGACCAAACUGUCAUUUAGAGUUCAUCUUAUUAAUUUAAAGGACAUUCGUCAAAAACAUGUCAACUAUGGCUGCUAUUUCAUUGAACUCCAGACCAGAAGGAUUUCCAAGUUACUUUACCAAUAAUUCUGUUGAAUAUGCAGUGAACACAACCAACAUGACGAACCUAGAAAACAGAGGACCAUCAGAUACGGCGCUGUAUAUUGGUGGUAUUAUUAUGUUGAUUGCUCUACUUUGUGGUCUGUUCGGUAAUUUUUUAGUCAUGAUAGUAUGUUUCACCAAGCGGGACUUGAGUAAUAUUAUCAACAUCUUCAUCAUAAGUUUAUGUAUAAACGACAUAAUCAAUCUUGGAUUUAACAACAGUUUAGUACUGUUGUCAUACUUCCUAGGAACCUUCCCGGCAGAUAUGUUAGUUUGUGAGCUUCUUCAGCAUUUAACUGUUUUGCUGAUGGGCUCGUCAUUAUGGCACACUGGCCUUAUUGCCAUACAUCGUCUCAUCGUAGUUGUAUUUAAUACAUUCUACAAGAAAAUAUCAAAGAAGGCAUACACCAUUUUUGUCUUGAUUUUUGCCAGAGUUGUACCGUUGUUGUUCAUAAUGCAACCUUCACUCGGUAGCAUGGCUUACUAUGAACCCAAACUAAUACGCUGCGUUGUAAAGAAAGACUUUGGACCAUUCACUCUGCUUGUUUCUGUAUUUUUAAUGAUGUUACCAUCGGUGAUUCUGAUUUUAUGUUAUAUAGCUAUAUUCAUCAAAGUUCAUCAGUCAUCGAGAGCUUUUAGAGGAUCAAGACAGCGAGAAUGGUUAAAGAGAGAAAUCAAAAUUACCAAAAUGUUUGGAAUGAUUUUCUUGUUGAUUCUGGUUGGCUACUUACCGUAUGGAAUCACAAGAGCAAUUGAUAAAAAACUACAAUGGAAUGGAGAUUUUUAUGUAGCUAUUACUGUGUUUUUUGCUGUAGCGAAUAGCUCGAAUCCAAUUGUAUACGGCAUCAUGGAUAAACAAAUACGAAGUGCUUGUUUCCAGAUUUUGGGGCUACGCCCAGUAGAUGUUAAUAAAAAUGGUGGACCAAUUACAUUGCAUUCAAAAUUAUCUCACGUUGAUACUUGUGUUGAUACUGAAGAUUUACCCUUGAAUUCUUCACCUGGAAAAGCGGUGUGAGAAUCGUUUUGACUUGCUCAUUUUCAAUUGCCGAAAAAAACUGAAAUCCUGUAUUGACAAUCAGUUUGUAUAUAUUUGUAAAUAUUUAACAGCUUAUGUUAAUUUAUUCUUUAUUUAUCAAAGAAGUUAAGAUGUAAAGGUUAUUAGUUUUUUAAUCGAUCAAAGUUGUUUUUUAAAAUAUUGAACAUUCAAAACUAUUUCCUUUGCUAUGCUCUUAUAUUAUGAUUUAUUCAAACAAUGAAUGUAGUAAAAAUAGUAAAAUCUAUUUUAUAUUCGAUUUUUAAAAUACAUAUUUUCAGUCAUCAUGUAAAAGAAUUUAUUAUAUAUUGUAUAAAAUCAAGUAGCCAAGCACAAUAAAACUGAAGACAACGAUUUUUUGCUUCAUCAUGGAAGUAUUAUAUUACUUCCCUGGCUUCACAAACGUCUCCUUAUUUCAUUCAACUGAAUUUCCAAUGUAGUACAUCUUAUUUUAUUAUUUUGCUUUCGUGUAAAGCAAUGCCAUUUACUCCAAAUGAGACUUCCAUCAUUGUCCAUAAGGCUAUUCCUAUAAAGAUAAUAAAUUGCUUCAGGUAAAAUAGCAAUAUUACAUAUUAUGAUUUGUGAAUAUUAUUGACCGAUUGACCGUUGAAAGUCUGUAUAGAGACCAUGAUAUAUAUUAAUUACAACAUAAACAUUACUGCAUGCAAUAUAAAAUAAAGCCUAAAGCAUUCUUUGGUAAUCAUCAACAAAUGUUUUUAUUUAUUAAAAAGAACGGUAUGCAGCAGCUGUUAGUGUAUUACAACAUGCUUAGAAAUACCAUUGAAAGUUCAUUACUUGAUCAUAUAUCAGCACUUGUAGUUUUAUUUUCCGACUUCUUAAAGAGUAGUUGUCACUAUCAAAGUCGAAGUUUUUGAAGGAUUGUUGAUUGUGACAACCGUCAAAGAAAACUUUGAUCAAAAACUUUGUCGGGCUUUGAUGGAAUAGAAUCUCAUCCUAUUUUCCUUGAAACUUGGAUGGACUUUAAUGGGAAUUAGCCAAUCAAUUUGUAGUUUAAGAAUGGUGCAUUUUUUUUGUUUUGUUUAAAAAACAAAAACCUAUGGCAAAAUUUGAGGAAAAGUAGGCUGAUUUCAAGUAAGAGUAAAAGAAAUUGCUGCGGAGAAAUGAAAUGAUCGAUGAAUUUAUUUCAAUCAGAUGUUCAACUUUACAAAGUGUGAAACUGAAUAUCGCUUUGAACAUUUAAAAGAAAUCAUAAAUUCUAUUUGUAAAGUUCUUAAAUGAGAGUGUUUAAGGUACUUUUGUGUAUUUUAAGCAGCUACUCUUGUACAAUUUCUCAUUCGUCUUCUGCAAAUGGUAAUACACAGUGAAAGUGCAAUGCAGUCAUUCUAUGGGAAGUUUAUUGGAGCCAUUUGUCUCUUUUUAAACAGCGAACAACCGCCUUUUCUUUAUCCAGGUUUUUGAUGUAAAAUUUUAACAUUGACAACAGAUGAAUUUGACCAAGUUUUGUUGUUCAAAGUUUUACUUUGACCAAGUUCUUGAUGGAAAACUUUGAUAGUGACAACGGGCCUUAUAAUAAAUUUAACAAGUUUAUUGUACGUAACUGUUUGCGAGUAUUUUAUUUCACGUUGAACAUCUGUUGAGAACAAAAAGUCUAUUUUCAAUGGUAUUUUAAGUGUAGUGUAACUUACUUAACGCCAAUGCUAAUAGUGUUCUUGUAUCGUUGAAUUCAUACUGUAUUUAAUUUCUGGUGGUCUAAUAGCAUAAAUACAUCACACAGAAACUUCAUUAAAACAACAAAUAUCUCUCACUAAAUUGUUUAACAGUCCACUGACAAACUGCACAGUACAUUAGUUAUUAAUUUGAAAUAUUUGUGUUUGUCAAUGUUCCGGCUGAUAUAUAAUAAAUCAUAUAGAGUGUUACCUGAAUAAACAGACAUCAACGAUUGUUUUCAUUUAUACAAAUACAAUACAAUACAUUCCAUUAAGGGACACGCUAAACAUGCAUUUUUCUUAAAAAUAUCUGUUUUUAUGAAACAGAUAAAAAUAAAUUUAUCUUUUCAAUUGUGUUUU